AUGCGUUCCGCCACUCUUCUCGCCCUCCUCCCCUUUGCGCUGGCCGCUCCCUCCCGCCGGGCUGAGCCUGCUCCCGUCCUUCGUCCCCGCGGCGUCAAGCUCGUCGAUGGCAAGUACAUCGUCAAGAUGAAGGGCGGAAUCAGGGCUGCUUCCGUCAGCGCCACCGUCUCGACCAUCGAGGCCGACGCCGACUACACCUACUCCAAGAGCUUCAGCGGUUUCGCUGCUAGUCUCAAGGAUGAUGAGAUUGAGAAGCUCAAGAACGACCCCAACGUCGAGUACAUUGAGCAGGAUGCAUACAUCAGCAUCAAGGCUACCACUCAGCAGGAGAAUGCUCCUUGGGGUAUUGCUCGACUUUCCAGCAGCAGGGCCGGAGGCAAGACUUACACCUACGACGAGAGCGCUGGUGAGGGUACUUGCGCUUACAUCAUCGACACCGGUAUUGAUGUUGAGCAUCCCGAUUUCGAUGGCCGCGCCACUUUCCUAAAGAACUUCGCAGGCGGUAGCGAUGGCGAUGGUCAGGGCCAUGGCACUCACGUUGCUGGCACCAUCGGCUCCACCACCUACGGUGUUGCCAAGAAGACCAGCCUCUUUGCUGUCAAGGUCCUCGGCGACGACGGCUCGGGCACCAACUCUGCUGUCAUCGCUGGCAUGGACUUUGUUGCCGGCCACUCGAACAAAAAGGACUGCCCUAAGGGCACCGUCGUCAACAUGUCCCUCGGCGGUGAGUUCUCCAGCGCCGUCAACAAGGCCGCCGCAAGCAUCGUCGAUGCCGGCCUUUUCCUCGCCGUCGCAGCCGGUAACGAGGCCGUCGAUGCCUCCGGCUCCUCUCCCGCCUCCGAGGCCAGCGCCUGCACAGUCGGCGCCACGACCCGCAACGACACUCUGGCCUACUACUCCAACUUCGGCGAUGUCGUCGAUGUUCUCGCUCCUGGCACUGAUAUCCUGAGCACCUGGCCCGGCGGCAAGACCAACACCAUCUCGGGUACCUCUAUGGCUUCGCCCCAUGUUGCUGGUCUGGCUGCUUACUUCCUUGGCCUGGGACAGAAGGCUGAGGGCCUUUGCGACUACAUUGUUUCUGCUGCCAUUGAUGGAGUUGUGGCGAAUGUGCCCUCUGGCACUGUGAACAAGCUGAUCAACAACGGCGUUAGCAAGUAA
Messenger RNA from Fusarium sp. VM40, 1158 nucleotides. Lineage: Eukaryota; Fungi; Ascomycota; Sordariomycetes; Hypocreales; Nectriaceae. The record is from the annotation of a GenBank genome assembly.